Spizellomyces punctatus DAOM BR117 is the source of this 883-nucleotide messenger RNA. RefSeq lists its product as uncharacterized. Gene Ontology annotation, cellular component: nucleus. Gene Ontology annotation, molecular function: RNA polymerase II cis-regulatory region sequence-specific DNA binding; DNA-binding transcription factor activity, RNA polymerase II-specific. The transcript is spliced from 2 exons. The coding region runs from base 9 to 809 and encodes 266 amino acids. The record is from RefSeq and is a predicted model, not a curated record. NCBI's taxonomy places the organism in Eukaryota, Fungi, Chytridiomycota, Chytridiomycetes, Spizellomycetales, Spizellomycetaceae. Gene Ontology annotation, biological process: regulation of transcription by RNA polymerase II.
CUUAAGAUAUGCGUUCGAUAUCCUGUGAACGGGCUUCUCAUGACCCUAACCUCUGUACACAGGGACUGGAAGAAACGAUCGAGAACAACCAGAGUCUUUCUCUUGAGAUGCAGAACGCAAUGCCGCCGACGCCAAAUCUCCAAGAGAUCCUGCAACCCUCCUCCGCAACUACAUGUUACUUACCCGCCAACGACCUGGUCUCAUGUGACGAGCCUCUUAGGACCUGGCCCGACAGCAUCACAGGAUUGUCAUCCAACGUCUAUCAGACAGAUUACGUUCCCCAGCCGCUCACCGUAUUCAGUGCCACAAGCGAUCCAUAUGAUACAUCAGUCACAACGGCAGCCAACUGUACGACACCACAUCCUUCGCCUUCAGAAUGCGGCUUCCAACCUACCACUCUACCGGAACUCGCGACUGUCGAGGCAAUCAACGAGAUGGUUAUCGGUCAGCCUUCAACUACGGACAAUCCGAUGAUUGACACGUCUACCUACAGAUCCCCGCAAUCAAAGACCAAAAAGCCGCAAGGUGGAGAGUUCGCUUAUUCUUGCACAUUCCCUGGCUGUCCCAAAGAAUUUCCAAAAAAGCAGAAUCUUUUAAGCCAUAUUAGAUGCCACUCUGAUGAACGUCCCCAUGUGUGCGCGCAAUGUUCUGCGUGCUUUCGCAGAAAGCAUGAUCUUCAGCGUCAUUUCCGUUCCAGACAUGCAGUUUCUAAGCCUCAUCAUUGUUCGUAUUGUGGAAAACCGUUUGCUAGGACAGAUGGGCUGCGGCGACAUUUAGUGGCGAGAGAGAGUAGAGGUGCGUGUGGGUAAUCGGAUCAAAAGGGUGGGUAAAAUGGGCCGGGUUGCUAGAUUUGUUAUGUCACCCCGAACAAAAUAAAUUCUCG